Messenger RNA from Lampris incognitus (smalleye Pacific opah), 2634 nucleotides. RefSeq names its product Rho GTPase activating protein 22 (gene arhgap22a). The record is from RefSeq and is a predicted model, not a curated record. Gene Ontology annotation, cellular component: focal adhesion. Gene Ontology annotation, biological process: signal transduction; activation of GTPase activity. Gene Ontology annotation, molecular function: GTPase activator activity. The transcript is spliced from 9 exons. The coding region runs from base 1 to 2142 and encodes 713 amino acids. Lineage: Eukaryota; Metazoa; Chordata; Actinopteri; Lampriformes; Lampridae.
AUGGCGCUUGUUGAACACCGGAGUAGUAGGCUGGUCGCUUCCGACGUUCAACCAAUCAACGUCGAGCCCCACCCAGCAGGUUUUCAGGGCCACUUAGAAGUACCUACCCCGGAGCAGGGAGUCCCGGGCUGUAUCCCUCUCCAGGGGUGUCAGGUCAACGAACUGCCCGCCAAUCAAGAUGAGCCUGGACGCCAUCUUUUUGAAAUUGUUCCCGUGGGCAGUGGAGAAAAAGAUCGAACAGGUAUCAGCCAUGAGUCCUUCCUGCUGAUGGCCAACUCUCAAAGUGACAUGGAGGAAUGGGUCAGAGCCAUACGGCGAGCUAUACGGGCUCCACUUGGAGGGGGUGUCUUCGGGCAGCACCUGGAAGAGACUAUGCUGUGUGAGGGCCAAAGUGGCCCCCACUGUCCGGUGCCUGUGCUGGUGGAACAGUGUGUGUCCUUCAUACGUCAGCAUGGGCUCAACGAGGAGGGGCUUUUCAGGGCCCCUGGACAGACCAAUCACGUUCGAGAGCUGCAGGACGCAUUUGACCGCGGUGAGAAGCCAGUGUUUGACAGUACGACGGACAUCCACACAGUGGCGUCCCUGCUGAAGCUGUACAUACGAGAGCUGCCAGAGCCAGUAAUCCCUUUCCCCAAAUACACACUGUUCCUCUCUUGUGCUCAGCUCCUUAUCAAGGACAAGGAAAUGGGUAUCGCAGAGCUCGGCAAGCAGGUGAACACACUUCCUCAGGUCAACUACAAUCUCCUCAAGUACAUCUGCAAGUUUCUAGAUGAAGUUCAGGCCCACUCUAGCGAGAAUAAGAUGAGCGUCCAGAACCUGGCUACCGUGUUUGGACCCAACAUUCUCCGGCCCAGAGUGGAGGAUCCAGUCACAAUGAUGGAAGGAAGCUCCCUGGUGCAGCACCUGAUGACAGUGCUGAUCAGUGAACAUUCACGUCUGUACCAGCAGGAAGAUCUUGAAAUGGAAACCAAGAAUACCAAGCAGCCACAACAGAGUCCAUCCCAACGGUGCACGGUGGAGUGGGUCUCCCAGGACGACAACGUGCACAAACCCUGUCUUUUCUCAGACUCUGACACCAAGCCCCCUCCGGAGGUGCUGCAGUCCUCCACUCCCUCUAUGGACAGCAAAAAUGAAGAAACAACCCCCCUUGGAGCCCCUGAGAAGAUCGAAAAUUGUCAGACUGAAGUGAAGGGCAAGGCAAAGACUGAGGGGAGAGUGGAAGGGGAAAGAGAUGACGGGAAAGCCGGUGGCGAGGUAGCUGUUAGCCCCUGUAAACAGUCCAAAACCCUGCCGUCUUGGAGUCGCUCCUUCAAGGGAGGGCCAGGGUCUGGGGGACCUAGGGGAAAAAUGGGGGGAUCAGCGGGAGAUGUGUCCGUGGCUGGUGGGGGCAACUGGCUGAUGAAUGGCCUGUCAUCUCUACGAGCUCACAAACGCACUGCCUCCUCUGGUGAAAGGCUAAAAGAUUCAACACUUUCACUGAAGGAGUCGACGCUCUCCCUUAAGGAAACCACUCUUUCUCUCACAGACUCCCAGAAAGACUCUCUCCAAGACCCGCUUCACUCUCCAACAACCUCAGCUCUCGCGAACAGAGUCCUUGACAAAUCCCACAGACUGUCUGCCUAUGAAAAUGUCACAGUUGCUCCUUCUAGUCUAAGCCUGCCUGCCGAGACCUCCGCCCUCUGGACCUCGUUUGCGAUGUCAUUAACAGAACAAAACGAAAGUGACCAGGGGUCUGGGUUAAGGCCGAGUGUCAAUACCCUGGAUCACAGUGGGAGCAUCACUGGCACUAGUAGUGACUCUGAGCUGGGGGACGAUAUCAAGGGCCAGGGGCAAGGAACAAGCGAAGGUGCCGCCAACUUAGUGGCUGAGCUCAAACGGGAAUUGAAGAGACAGAGGAUUGGCUACGAAAACCGCAUUCGCAAGUUGGAGGAUUCCUGUUCGAAAUAUCAGUUCCAAGUGGGCCGCCUUGAGGAGGAACUGGAUCAGGAGAAGAAGCGGUUCCAAAUGCUGGAGAUCCGACUCAGGAACUCGGAGAGGGCGCAUCAACAUGCAGAGAACCGGAACAUUCUUCUUCAGAAGGAGAUGGAGGAGUUCUUCAGGACCCUGGGAGACCUCACGACAGGAGCAGCAAGGAUCAAUUGAAAUUAGACCAACCUGCCUUCAUCUAGCCAACCAGAGGAGACUGACAAACAUUUUCACUAGGAAAGGGGCCAGCUAGCCCCAGCUUUGAAGACCAAAUACCUCCUGUGCAGUACUACUCAACGGCGUGUCCUCCUUAGCAUGGCCUUCUUGUGCCUGUUUUGCCCAGCGAUGGUGCCAAACUACAAAUCUUCUAGACCAAAAGGAUCACCAUGCAUUUUACUGUUCCAUAAAAGCCUGAAGAUUACUGUUCCCAAAAAUCCUGAAGAUUACUGUUCCACAUCAUUAAUCACAUAGCUUCAUUUUUCCCCUCCUUCUAUAAGAGACUAACAAGAUAAUAAAUGUAGGCUGUAGUCGUUCCUUUGGCUAUUAGAGUGAGAAUCUAUGGUUAUUUUCACUUUUUGACUCACGUUCUUGCAAGACACUGGGUUGAGAAUAAACAGAACAAUGCCAUAAAAUGUUAAAAUUCAACCUUUAUUCCCUUUUAUUCACAGG